Oncorhynchus kisutch (coho salmon) is the source of this 7347-nucleotide messenger RNA. Its product is annotated as ceramide synthase 1. Gene Ontology annotation, cellular component: membrane. NCBI's taxonomy places the organism in Eukaryota, Metazoa, Chordata, Actinopteri, Salmoniformes, Salmonidae. Bases 1079 to 2194 code for a protein of 371 amino acids. Gene Ontology annotation, biological process: ceramide biosynthetic process. The record is from RefSeq and is a predicted model, not a curated record. The transcript is spliced from 7 exons. Gene Ontology annotation, molecular function: sphingosine N-acyltransferase activity.
AUUAGUUAGAAUGGUUUUAGGUGCGGGUGCUGAACAUUAUAGUCUUGUAAAAACGUUUACUAGCAGUACUUUUAAUAUUGUAACCAGAGAUGUUUCAAGUGCCGUGUGGAAUCAUGUUCUACAUUGAUUCCCAUUAAAACAGCACGCAUUUUUCUGUCACUUGUCAAUACGCAGCAUCACAGACACAGCAUCACAGACUCCGCAGGACACGACUAGCAGCGGAACGACAGAGGAAGGCGAACAUUGUGAGGAUAUCUGGUCUUUUAUCGGCGUUAUUGGUUAUUUUCUUAGUAUUAGAAAUGUUUCAGGACCACUGGUUUGGUAUCUGGUAGGAAUAGGUUAUUGUAGCUGAUGAAAUGACGAAGAUAUGUUAUAUAAGGCGAAUAACGGAGAUCAGACAGAAUUUAACGUUGGCCUCACAAGAAUCGCAUGUGAUACCUCGACUGUACCGCUCUCUAGUAUGGCACAUCUUUAGUUUAGGUAGCUAUCCAGAUAGCUAAUAAUACUUACUGGAUUUGUUUUUCUUGGCACACGGACGUGAUUUUACAGUUACAUCUAAUCUCUGAUAGAUUCAACUAACGUUAGUUUGGUAGCCGUUUUAAAUGCUGGUCUACCCGGUAUUGUGUACAUUUAAUUUAGCGCGCUAGUCGGCUAACAAGCUAACGUUAGCUACAAAAUAAGAAUUGCCAAAAUUCUGGCCAAUGUUUACUAGGUCAUAGAAUACAGUAGCUUGUAAUUCUAAUAAUUAUAGCUAGGUAAUUAACGUUGGCUAUUAAAUAAAUCCAGCCGGUUUACCCAUGGUUUUUGUAGGUUUAUAAUCCAAUCAGACAUAAAUGAUCUUCAUGUGAAAUGAACCCACGUCCUAAUUUAGAAAAGAAAGAAUUAACAUUAGGCCACUUGAGACUAGGUUAAGCUGCUUAAAGCUUUUUUUCUAGUUUUUAGUUUAGCUAUAUAACUAGCUAGAUACAGUAGUUUGGACGCGUCGGGAUCUUGCCUGGCUACCUCCUGUACAGAGAAAACACGCCGAUCAUAACUGUCUGUGUCAGUUUUCUAAAUCGCCGUUUUCCGUGCCGACACAAUGGACAGUCACACGGAUGAUGACAGUAUGAGAGUCGGGGAGGUGGAACCCAUGCCUGGCUAUACGGGUCUCCUAACGAGAGCGUCUACUGUGAUGCUCAGUGCCUUGAGAGACUGCAGCGCGUGCGGUCUAGAGCUCUCUAAAAGGACGCUCCUGGAUAACGCUUAUAUUACAUGGACCGAAAUCGGCCUUUUCUUCAUGUGCGCCGUUAUGUGGACGCAGAUACGACGGGGACUAACAGAAUGUCUGUUCAAGCCGUUUGCACAACGGUGUUGUCUCCAGCCCAAAGAUACUGCCAAGAUGCCAGAGAGCGCGUGGAAGCUGGUCUUCUACACCAUGUCCUGGUCCUACAGCACCUACCUGCUCUUCUUCACCAACUACACCUUCUUCCACGACCCGCCCUCCGCAUUCUAUGACUGGAAGAGUGGCAUGACGGUACCCACGGACAUCGCCAUCGCCUACCUGAUCCAGGGCAGUUUCUACGGACACUCCAUCUACGCCACGGUCUACAUGGAUGACUGGAGGAAGGAUUCUACCGUCAUGGUGGUGCACCACGUUGUCACUCUGGCCCUCAUCACCUUCUCCUACGCUUUCAGAUUCCACAACAUUGGGUUACUGGUGCUGUUCCUCCACGACAUCAAUGACAUCCAGCUGGAGUUCACCAAGCUCAACGUCUACUUCAAGACCCGGGGAGGGGACUACUACCUCAUCCACGACAUCUUGUCCAACAUGGGCUCUGUCAGCUUCAGCAUCACCUGGUUUUGGUUCCGUCUCUACUGGUUCCCUCUGAAGGUUCUGUAUGCCACCUGUGUGUCCAGCCUCCAGUCCGUCCCAAACAUACCCUUCUAUUUCUUCUUCAACAGCCUCCUCUUGACACUCCUCUGCAUGAAUAUCUACUGGUUUUUGUUCAUAGUGGCGUUUGUAGCGAAGGUCCUGACGGGGCAGAUGAAGGAUGUGAAAGACCUGAGGGAGUACGAGGGUGAGGAGGGAGCUCAGAGGGCUGCAGCCCUGCUCGCGGCCCAGCAGCGGCUGCAGAGUGAAGAUGCAGGACAUCUCAACAACUCUGCUGAAGGGAAACACGUGCAGAACGGGAUCACCAAGGAGAAGCAUCUGUAAAGGCCUCUCUAGUUCCACCUUCUGGCACGACCUAGAUUGUUUCAGACUUAGCUCUAAGUGACUCUCAGGGUCUCGCGAAAAGGAUGAAAAAACUAUUGAUCAUUUUUAUUUCCGUUUUUUUUUUCUCCCAUCGUGUUCUAUAGUUUAUUUUAUUUUAUUAUAUCGCUGUGAAUGUUAUUUAAGGUGACAUUUGUCUUAUAUUAACAUUACGUUUGAAGAAAAAAAAAGUGAGUUUCGGGAAUGUUCUCUCGUGUAGCCUACCAGGACGUUUAGAAUUAGUGUCAUCCCUAACGAACACUCACCAGACAAGUCUAAGCUAGUGAUGUUUAGGUAUCUAGUCUAGACCUAUACAAACUAGAUAACGUGCACAUGUUAGAGGACUAAAGCGCUCACACAGUAUCCAUGUCAGAGGUCAUCUCUAGUAUAGAGAGACCUGUCUUUUUAAAGAGCAUUCCUCUUAGAAGCGUAGUGGCUAAUUUAGUUUUUACCUCCUCUUAUCCCAGGAGUGAAGGCUAAAAUACUAAAGGGAAGUAUUACAUCUUGUCACUACCGCAGGUGUGAGAGAGUGCAUGUAAUUGGCUGGCUUUGUUUUACCAACGUGUAUUGAUUUUCAUAUCAUUGCACAGGUCGAUACUGAACACAGCCUGACCUGCAUUAUUUGAAGAGCCACGUCAGUGUAGUAUUGAUGUCUUGCAAAUGUGAAUUACUCGUGUUCAGAUUUUUAAAGGAAACAUAAACCUUUCAAUUUUUUUUUUUUUUUGCCGUCGAUAAAUACGCAUAAGAAAUAUUGCUUGCAUUCCUGUAUCGAAAAUGUAUUGUCACAUUUUCUGUUUUUAUAGCAUCUGUUGUUGCACUGAAAUGAAGGCAUACAAGCUAAUAGCUGGUUAAUGACAGCUGAUAUACACUACCAGUCAAAAAUUUGGACACACUUACACAUCCCAGGUUUUUUAUUUAUUUUUUAUUUCUACAUUAUAAAAUCAUAGUGAACACAUCAAAACUAUGAAAUAACAGAUGGAAUCAUGUAGUAACCAAAUAAGUGUUAAAAAUAUUUUAUAUUUGAGAUUCUUUAAAGUAGCCACCCUUUGCCUUGAUGACAGUUUUGCACACUAUUGGCAUUCUCUCAACCAGCUUCAUGAGGUAGUCACCUGAAAUGCAUUUCAAUUAACAGGUGUGCCUUGUUAAAAGUACAUUUGUGGAAUUUCUUUCCUCCUUAAUGCAUUUGAGCCAUUCAGUGCCAUGGUAGGGUUGGUAUACAGAAGAUAGCCCUAUUUGGUAAAAGACAAAGUCCAUAUUAUGGCAAGAACAGCUCAAAUAAGCAAAGAGAAACAACAGUCCAACAUUACUGACAUGGUCAGUCAAUCUGGAAAAUUUCAAGAACUUUGAAAGUUUCUUCAAAUGCAGUCUUUAAUAACCAUUAAGCGCUAUGAUGAAACUGGCUAUCAUGAGGACUGCCACAGGAAAGGAAGACCCAGAGUUACCUCUGCUGCAGAGGAUAAGUUCAUUAGAGUUACCAGCGUCAGAAAUUGCAGCUCAAAUGAAUGCUUCACUAAGUUCAAGUAACAGACACAUCUCAACAUCAACUGUUCAGAGGAGACCGCGUGAAUCAGGCUUUCAUGGUCUAAUUGCUGCAAAGAAACCACUACUAAAGGACACCAAUAAGAAGAGACUUGACUGGGCCAAGAAACACGAGCAAUGGACAUUAGCCUGUGCUUUGGUCUGAUGCGUCUAAAUUUUUGAUUUUUGGUUCAAACCGCUGUGUCUUUGUAAGAUGCAGAAUAUGUGAACGGAUGAUCUCUGCAUGUGUGGUUCUCACCAUGAAGAAUGGAGGAGGAGGUGUGAUGGCAUGGGGUGCUUUGCUGGUGACCCGGUCAGUGAUUUAUUUAGAAUUCAAGGCACACUUAACCACCUCAUUCUGCAGCGAUACGCCAUCCCAUCUGGUUUGUGCUUAGUGGGAUUAUAUAUAUUUUUUCAACAGGACAGUGACCCAACAGACCUCCAGGCUGUGUAAGGGCCAUUUGAGCAAGGAGAGUGAUGGAGUGCUGCAUCAGAUGACCUGGCCUUCUCAAUCACUUGACCUCAACCCAAUUGAGAUGGUUUGGGAUGAAUUAGGCUGCAGACUGAAGGAAAAGCAGCCAACAAGUGCUGAGCAUAUGUGGGAACUCCUUCAAGACUGUUGGAAAAGCAUUCCAGGUGAAGCUGGUUGAGAGAAUGCCAAGUGUGCAAAGCUGUCAUCAAAGCAAAGGGUGGCUACUUUGAAGAAUCUCAAAUGUUUUGGUUACUACAUGAUUCUAUGUAUUAUUUCAUAGUUUUGAUGUAUUCUCUAUUAUUCUACAAUGUAGAAAAUAGUAAAAAUAAAAUAAAACAUUUGAAUGAGUAGCUGUGUCCAAACUUUUGACUGGUACUGUAGCUGAAAUCGAUUGAUUGGGUUGAGCAUCAACCUUAUGAUUUCGUGGAAAGAAAUGGAUUUGACUCAUCUUAAUAACCAAUAUGUUGGUAGUUCACAGAAAGCAAAGGGCCCUUGUGUAAAAGAAGAUCAAAAUCAAAUAUUUAAAAAACAUAUAUGCACAUAUGAUAUUCAGGAAUGCAUGACACUACAAUGGUUUUUGGAAUGUGCUAUGAAGUCAUUUUUUAAUAACACAAAUGAAGAAAGAACUACAUAAUCGUAUCCUUUAUCAAUGUGCAGAACUCAUCUUUAAAAAAGUGAAGUCAUUCAAGCAGACACCACCACACAGUCCAAAAGGUUUGGUUAUCCUCUUUGCAUUUGAAUGUGCUCCUGGUUGUGUGUGCCUGUGUGCUGCGAAUCUCCAGGUUUUUCUUUGCUGUGACUUAGAGGGGGUGCUGUCCUUUAUGAUCAAAUUCAAGCUCUUUCGUUAUGAUGAACAGCAUGCUUGUGCUGGAACAGUCCACAGAUGUGGGCAGGUAGAAGUGUUCAUAGUUGUGGUCUUUCAGUCCCCAGCUACCACUAGUGCCAGUGCCCAGCAUAACCUAGCUUUUGAUUUUACAUUCAAACAUUGUCAUUAUUAUUCUAGUUUUUUUUUUUUAAUUGCUGCUGUUUCUGAGAACACUGUUUUGUAAUCCAGUCGUGUCCCUUUUCCUGUGUAUGCAUCUGUUAAUUGUUAGAUACACAUGAUGAGGUGCCCUGAUUUCUCCCGUGGUACUGUCCACGAAGACGUGUGCACUUUUCCUCCACCUCGGCCCAGCUCUCUCCCGGUCUGUCCUCUCCACCAGACAUAAAACACCAACAACCUGAUUGGCUUUGUGAGGUGAAACUACUCACAGCAAAUUCACACAAAAAAAAGUUAAGAGUAGCAGUCAGUCAUUUUAAGUUUAAUUUCGAGGCAGAUUUCGCUGUUCUUUUUGACCAGCAUUGAAUACAAAAAGUCCAUCCACGGUUCAGGAUGAAAAUGUGAAAACAUUUUGUGGAAGAAGUAUUGUUCUAUGCAUUUCCUUUUGAUAGUUUAAUGCUUUAAGAAUGUGCCAAAAAUAUUGAUCUUUAUCACCGAGAAGUGUUCUGAUGAGAGGCCUGGUUGAGACCCGAGUGGCUGGAGGAGAAAGAGGGAGGUUGUAGUGAAUAUGAAGGGCUUACACCACACAGGGGUUUCUUACAAAUUGCACUUGUCAUUUGUUUUGUUUAUUAGGGGGGGAAAAAAUUCAGGGAGAAUUAUCAUUUGUAAGAAAUCUGGGCACUUAAAAGUUUCAAUCUGACCACUUUCUAAAUACAACCACUUGGGAAUGACAGGCACUUACUCUUUUGUAAUACAUUUUUUAAAUAAUUACAUUCAACCAGUGUUAUUGUAUCAUGUUUUCCCUUAAGAUAAAACAUGUGAAUUAAAAAAAAGAAACCUGCGUCUGACUUAUUUCAACAAAUUAAUUUAUUCUUUGUCAUUUUUCAUUGCAAGAAUCAAGUUUACGUGGACCAGGUAAAACAGUCGAGACAAAGGUAAAAUGUAGGUGUUGGACAAAAAGAGUCUUGAGAGUUCAAGUCGGUGCAGUUUAGCAUAGUGUGCUUCAAUAAAUAAAAAUGUAAAUAUAUAUACCAGUUUUUUACCUUGUGUUGAUAGGUGAAUCUUACCAGUCCAUUUGCUCUCACUGACUGCGAGAGCGUUAUGGGAUUCCUACAUGUGAUACUGCAUGCCAACCACAGCACACAAGCGUUGUCUCCUCUGCCCUCAAGAUCAACGACCGUAAGGGAUAUAGACGAAGACGAGGGACAACACAUUGACAUUACCAGACUCCGUCCAAAAGGUCCAAUUUGAUCUACCAACGUCAUGUCUUAAGACUUUAAUUGAUGAGAGCAAGGGGGGAUUUCAACGUGCUGUGUCUGCACAUCGAUGUAGAGCUCACCGUGUUGCAAUAGACAUGUCCAGAUAAUCUCCCAACACGAUUCUGUCUCAGUCUGUGACCUUACUGCAACACUGCAUACAUCUGAUUAACAUAUUUGUGGGAGGGGAGGGUCUAAUGUUUUCACAUUUUAAAAAGGGCAUUUGUAAUCAAAACUAAGUAAGUCGCAUACUGUAGUAACACUAGUAAACUAGUCUACAAAGGGGUGAAACCGAGAAAAAAAAAGAAAAAAAAAUCCAUUCUAUAACCGUACUUACUCUAGUGAUGGCAAUGGGUAGUAUGGGGGACAAUUUAUCAUUCUAAAUGCAUGUUCUUAUUCAUACAUACACUGCCUUCAGAAAGUAUUCACACCCACCCCUCAACCUUUUCCACAUUGUUGUGUUACAGCCUGAAUAAAACAUUUAUUAAAUUGAGAUUGUGUGUCACUGGCCUACACACAAUACCCCAUAAUGUCAAAGUGGAAUUAUGUUUUUAGAUAUUUUUUACAAAUUAAUUACAAAAGAAAACCUGUAAUGUCUUGAGUCAGUAAGUAUUCAACCCCUUUGUUAUAGCAAGGCUAAAUAAGUUCAGGAGUAAAAAUGUGCUUAUUAACAAGUCACAUAAGUUGCAUGGAUUCACUCUGUGUGCAAUAAUAGUGGUUAACAUGUAAGGUCCCUCAGUCGAGAAGUGAAUUUCAACCACAAAGGCCAGGGAGGCUUGCCAAGGCCUCGCAAAGGGCACCUAGGAAAAAAAAAAAAAAAAGAGCAGACAUUGCCUUUGAGCAUAGUGAAAUUAUUACACUUUGGAUGGUGUAUCAAUACACCCAGUCACUA